AUGCUCCCUUUGAAAGAAAUCGACGAACUCGCCCGCAGGCCGAACAGCGUGGUGAUUAGCAGCCAGGCGGGGUGGAAUUUGGAGCGGCUGAAAAGAGUGGUAUUUGAGGGUUUGGAAAUAAAGCGUCUGUACACCAAAAAGAAAGGAGAACUGCCGGACUUCACGGAGCCCAUCAUUCUCACCGGACAAAGAGGCCCCUGCACCGUAGGGAACGCCGUCUCUUUGAUUCAUAAGGAUUUACUAAAGGACUUCAAGUUUGCUUUUGUUUGGGGGGCUAGUGCGAAGCACCAGCCGCAGCACGUUGGGCUAGGGCACGAGCUGGCGGACGAAGAUGUAAUUCAAAUCGUCAAAAAAACAUAA
Molecule: messenger RNA, 360 nt
Organism: Eimeria necatrix
Lineage: Eukaryota; Apicomplexa; Conoidasida; Eucoccidiorida; Eimeriidae
Product: GTP-binding protein, putative
Exons: 5
Coding region: 1-360 (119 amino acids)
Biological process (GO): cytoplasmic translation
Cellular component (GO): cytoplasm
Molecular function (GO): GTPase activity; GTP binding
Source: RefSeq, a predicted model, not a curated record